AUGUCCGACGCCGCGCCCGCGGCCACGCUGCACUCGUACUGGCGCUCCUCGUGCUCCUGGCGCGUGCGCCUGGCGCUGCGGCUCAAGGGCGUGCCGUACUCGUACGAGGCCGUGCCGCUGGCGCAUGGCGCGCAGCACGCCGCCCCGUUCCGCGCGCUCAACCCGGCCGCCCAGGUCCCCGUGCUGCGCAUCGACGGCGUCACGCUGCGUCAGUCCGUCGCCAUCCUCGAGUACCUCGAGGAGACGCGCCCGGCCCCGCCGCUGCUGCCGCGCGUGCCCGCCGAGCGCGCGCACGUCCGCGCGAUAGUCGAGGCCGUCAACGCCGGCACGCAGCCCCUGCAGAACCUCGCCGUCCUCGAGUAUGUCAAGGGCCGAUGGGGCGACGAGGAGAGACUCGCCUUCGCUAGGCACUGGAUCGAGGAGGGCUUGCGCGUCGUCGAAGCCCUCCUGAAGGACUCUGCGGGCGAAUGCUGCGUCGGCGAUGAUGUCUCCUUCGCGGACUUGCUCCUCGUCCCGCAGGUGUACAACGCGGAGAGGGUCGCCGUUGACAUGGAGAGCUUCCCGACCGUGGUCAGGGUUGUGCGCCAUCUGGAGCGUAUCCCCGCCUUUGUCGACGCACACGCGGACAGACAGCCCGAUGCUCCGAUGUCGCAAACAUGA
Molecule: messenger RNA, 660 nt
Organism: Chondrus crispus (carragheen)
Lineage: Eukaryota; Rhodophyta; Florideophyceae; Gigartinales; Gigartinaceae
Product: Glutathione S-transferase
Exons: 1
Coding region: 1-660 (219 amino acids)
Biological process (GO): glutathione metabolic process; L-phenylalanine catabolic process
Cellular component (GO): cytoplasm
Molecular function (GO): glutathione transferase activity; maleylacetoacetate isomerase activity
Source: RefSeq, a predicted model, not a curated record